This is a messenger RNA of Coregonus clupeaformis (lake whitefish), 6462 nucleotides long. RefSeq names its product PH and SEC7 domain-containing protein. Lineage: Eukaryota; Metazoa; Chordata; Actinopteri; Salmoniformes; Salmonidae. The transcript is spliced from 15 exons. Gene Ontology annotation, biological process: regulation of ARF protein signal transduction. The record is from RefSeq and is a predicted model, not a curated record. The coding region runs from base 633 to 4616 and encodes 1327 amino acids. Gene Ontology annotation, molecular function: protein binding; phospholipid binding; guanyl-nucleotide exchange factor activity.
UCUCAUGCCACUUCUCCUCCCCCUUCGCCUGUCUUUCCCAGGCAUAUCCGUGUUGCAGAGGAGCAGAGGGAGGCGGAAGUCUGGGAUCUGUUGUCUGGAGAUGAGAGGUAUCUGUCACAGAGGAGGAGUGGAUCAGGACUUGUGAGUUGCAUGCGUCCUCUCUGUGACACCCCAGGCUUGCACUGUGUGAGUGAGAGAGUCUGUAAGACUUGUUUGUUGUGGGUCUGUGCUGCAGCACCCAGAUUGACAAGUCAUUGGAGGGAUUACGCCGUGUGCUGUAAACUGUCUGUCUACAUAGCAAUAAAGAGGUUUUCCCAGCAGACUGACUUAAAGCACAACUAGCUAACUGAUCAUAUGAUACCCCUUGAGAAAGCUUGAAAGGAUGGAGUACCAGCCCAGCACCCUGACAGGAAAUGAAAAAUGAGCACCCACACAGGAAGUGUGGCCAAGCACUGUCCCGGAUGUCGGUUAUGUGACGGCAGCACCGGAAGCUGUAACCAACCACAGGAGUCUACCAUGACAGCAUCAUUGUGACCUAAUUCCGAGAUGGUUACCCUGCCCUGCACAGAGGAACGAGACUGAACUAAGCUGAACCGUAUCUCUCUGCUUAGGACUGAGUGAAGAGAGAGGUUAUGGAGGAGGCUAGGGUGUGCUCUCCUCUCCCAGACCUCAGGGAGCCAGACAGCCAGACAUGGACCUCUAUGGAGCUCCCACCACCAAGCAGGCCACUGGAGGAGGCUAUUGGGUGGGGAGAGAUGGGGGAGCAGGUGAACGAGGCAGACAGGGUGAAAGAGGACAACUCUCCUCAGACUGGAAGGACCUCUGAGGAGCCAGAUGAGCACUGGGACUCCAUGACUUUACCUGUGUACCCCAUGACCUGUCCCAGUGUCCUUCUGUCCUUUGCCACAGUGCAGUGGGACAUGCCUGACCCUUCCCCUGACACGCCCUUCCCCAUGACUGACAACAGCUUGGCUGAUGAGCUGGACUCCAGUGGAGCAGCCAGUCUGGACUGGACUGUGAGCCCGCUGUCCCUCCACCAGCAGCAGCAGCAUGAAUCCUGUAUGACAGUGAUAAACAUAGAGCUGUCUGUCCAGGAGAAGACCGAGAAGCACAAUAGACCGGAGCAACAGUUGCCUCUGGAUACAGACCAGAGUGAAAACUCCCAUCCGGCAUGUGAUACACCAAGCCCAGAUGUGGAGGAGCAUGCAGCACAUACACAGGAAGCGGAGGCUUCAGCACAACAGCUAUUUGAGGACCAUGACUCUCUUUUAGGAAGCUCUCCACGGCCAGAGACAGAGAAAGGGAUGGGACAGCCUGUGACAGAAGAGACUAUCCCACCCUCUGACCGAGCUCCUAGCCCUGUACAGACAGGAGAGUCAGCGACUGGGCUGGAUAGUGAGAGUGAGAGUGAGAGUCUAGACUCUGUACUGGGAGAGGAACAGGAACAGACUGGCAGAGUGCUAACUAUACUGAUGAGUUCAGAGCAAGGAUCAAGCUCUACGAACUAUGAGGAGAAGGAAGAGGAGGAGGAGAAGGAACAGACUGUAACUAAUUUAGAUUAUAAUGGAGAUUGUGACGAGCAGACGGAACAGACCGAGCAGUCAGAGGGGAGGGAACAGUCAGACAGUGAGGGGGAAUCUGAGAUGAUAGAACUCUUAGAGCACCUGUUUGAGCCAGCUGAACUGAAAGAACUGUCAGAACUCACAGAGAAGUCUGAACACAGUGGGCAGUCAGAGCCUAACCACACAGAACAGAGUGAAUACAAAGACAACACAGAGACAACAGAGCAGCAAGAAGAGUCUGAGAAACUUGUAGAGUCCGACCAGGUAGAGCAUUCAAAUCAGUCAGGGGAGGAAGAACAGCAAACUGAAGAGGCCCAUUUACAACCUGCAGAACAGUCAGACGAGACAGAACACUCAGAACAAUCAAAAGAAUCAGAGCAGACGGAACAGUCAGAGCAGACAGAAUGUUUAGAAUCAAAACAAUUGCAACAGACACAACAUUCUGAGCAAACAAUGAACUCAGAGCAGACAGAAUUUUCAGUGCAGAUGGAACCACAGACAGAACCAUCAAAGCAGAUGGAACACUCCGAAGAUUCUGAGCAGUCAAAACAAUCAGGGGAGACAGAACAGUCAGAACAGACGGAACAGUCAGAGCAGAUGGAACACUCAAGGGAUUCUGACCAGUCAAAACAAUCAGGCGAGACGGAACAGUCAGAAAAGACAGAACAGUCAGAGCAGACGGAACAGUCAGAGCAGACGGAACAGUCAGAGCAGACGGAACAGUCAGAGCAGACGGAACAGUCAGAGCAGACGGAACAGUCAGAGCAGACGGAACAGUCAGAGCAGACGGAACAGUCAGAGCAGACGGAACAGUCAGAGCAGACGGAACAGUCAGAGCAGACGGAACAGUCAGAGCAGACGGAACAGUCAGAGCAGACGGAACAGUCAGAGCAGACGGAACAGUCAGAAAAGACGGAACAGUCAGAGCAGACGGAACAGUCAGAGCAGACGGAACAGUCAGAGCAGACGGAACAGUCAGAGCAGACGGAACAGUCAGAGCAGACGGAACAGUCAGAGCAGACGGAACAGUCAGAGCAGACGGAACAGUCAGAGCAGACGGAACAGUCAGAGCAGACGGAACAGUCAGAGCAGACGGAACAGUCAGAGCAGACGGAACAUUCAGAGCAGACGGAACAGUCAGAGCAGACGGAACAUUCAGAGCAGACGGAACAGUCAGAGCAGACGGAACAGUCAGAGCAGACGGAACAGCCAGAGCAGACGGAACAGUCAGAGCAGACGGAACAGUCAGAGCAGACGGAACAGUCAGAGCAGACGGAACAGUCAGAGCAGACGGAACAGUCAGAGCAGACAGAUAACAAACCAGUACAUUCAAAGCAGUUAGAACUACGUUUUGUUGAACAGUCAGACCAUACAGAAGAGCAGAAACACUCAGAGAUUGAACAGCCAGCGCAGACUGCACUGACUGAAUUGACAGAAGAGGAUGAGCAGACAGAGCAUUCCAAGCAGGUAGAACAAUUGGAACCGAAAGAGUAUACAGAGGAUUCAUGUUUGCUGCCCAGGGAAGGAAGUGGAGAGCAACUGGAGUCUCAGGUACAGCAAACGGAGGCCUCAGAACCAGUGGUGGUCCAUAUGAAUGGUGGAGGUUUGGACAGGGAGAGGGCCUGCAGGCUGGCUGAAAGACUCUACAGGCUGGAUGGGAUCCACAAGACAGACGUGGUCAAACACCUAGACAAAGACAAUGUCUUUAGCCAAGCUGUUGGGGAGGAGUACCUCAAGUUCUUUGACUUCACCGGUCAGAGUCUGGACCAAGGCCUGAGGUCUUUCCUGAGGGUGGUGGUGCUAAUCGGUGAGACCCAGGAGAGAGAGCGAGUACUGCAGCAUUUCUCCUGUCGCUUCCAGCAGUGCAACCCUCACACCUUCUCCUCUUCAGGAGAAGUACUCACACUCACCUGUGCUGUGAUGCUUCUGAACUCUGAUCUGCAUGGACAGAAUGUGGGUAAAGCCAUGUCUGUGUCCAGCUUCAUCUCCAACCUGGAUGGGAUGAAUGUGGGUGAGAACUUCAGCAAGGAGCUGUUAAAGGCUCUCUACAACUCCAUUAAGAACGAGCCUCUGGAAUGGGCAGUUGAUGAGAAGGAACUGAAGAGCUCCAUGCUGUUGGCGGAGGACGCUAAAGAGGACGCACCCUUGCGCUCCAAGAGCAACCCGUUCCAAGAUGUGCCUCAUGACAAGAAGGCCACAGUGUUCAAACAGGGCUUUCUCAAUCGCAAGACCCACGCUGACAUCGAUGGCAAACGCACUCCUUGGGGGAAGAGAAGCUGGAAGACCUUCAAUGGAGUGCUGAAGGGAAUGGUCCUCUACUUACAGAAGGAUGAGUAUAAGAUGGCAGAGUGGCAGAGUACAGAGGAGGUGGUCAGUGUGCACCAUGCCCUGGCAGAGCGGGCAGCAGACUACACCAAGAGACCACAUGUCUUCCGUCUGCAGACCGCCGAUUGGAGGGUCUUCCUCUUCCAGGCCUCCUCCACAGCAGAGAUGAACUCAUGGAUCAACCGUAUUAACUUGGUGUCAGCCCUGCACUCCUCUCCUCCCUUCCCUGCUGCCGUGGGCUCUCAGAGGAGGUUCUGCAGACCCAUCCUGCCUGCCUCCCAGUCUGCUCACAAACUGGAGAGACAGCUGCAGUCCCAUGCUCGCAUGCUGCUGUCCUUCCAGGAGGACCUGGCCUACCUGCAGCAGAGUCUCCCUGAGAGCCGCAGGGCCAAGGCCAAGGAGCUGGAGGAACACCGAGUCAGAGAGGAGUACCUGCAGCAUGAGAAAUGUCGCUACGAGGCCUACAUCCAGAUGCUGGAGGCCUGGAAGGGUUUGAACCAGUCAGUCGACACUGAGGUGGGAAACAGCGAGCUCAACCUGUUUGACAGAGCUGUGUGUAAGGACACAGUGGAUGAGGAGGGGGAGGAGGGAACCCUGAAGAAGUCCCAUUCCAGCCCCUCCCUGGAUCUGGAGAUGGCCUCACCCCACGUGGUCAAAGUCAAACGCAACAUCUCGGAAAGACGGACCUAUCGCAAGAUCAUCAUACCGCGACGCAACCAGGACAUAUGAGAACAGGUGCCCAAAAGUGAUGCACACAUGACUCUUACAUGAGUUUUUAAUAGCUCUUUUUAGGACAUAGACACAAUGUGUUACUUCCAAGCACUGUCAUUUUUCAUUUUCAGCUUGCAGUUAUUUAGCAAGAAGGCAAAAGUCAAUCUCAGGGAACUUGCUUGAGUCCUUUUCUUUGUUACAUUUGCUUUACAUAAAAGUAUUUUAGUUCAUAUUUGUGCACUUUCAACUUAACAAAAUUAAUUAAACCUCAGAAGUCAAUGCUCCUUGCUGAGACAGGUGAAGAAGAGUGAUAAUGUUUGUCUCUGAAUUAUUUUAUUCCCUUUAAAACUCACAUGGACAUACCUACACCUCUGAAUUUUCUGUGAUAUGUUGAGAUUCCUGUUUAUUUCUAUUAGAAAGGUAUCUGCAGUUACAAAAUGUUACUUGUUUGCUCCAUAUGGUCUAAAUGCAGUGUGCAAUUAUAACCUCAAGAGGGUGCUAUACAACAGCAUAUUACACAUGAAGGCACGUACAGUUUGACAAAUCAUCAACAUUUUGUCAAUAUGCUCAUUUUUGUUAUGCAUUCUUGUAUCUUUUAUGUAAUUUUAUAUAAACAUACUUUGAUUGCAUCUCCAUGAAAGAUUAACACUACUGUAACAUUUCACUAUAAGUAUCACAUUUAUUUUCUGAGAACAGAGAAGGUUAUGAUAGUUCAUUUAUAUCAAUCCCAAUUAGACUUUUUGAGUUUAGUUCAAUUAUCCAUCCCAAUUCUUCGAGCUGCCAGUCACAUAUGCCCUUGUGGUAAUAGGAAUGGCAUAAAGGGAAUUAAUAGCAGACAAAGACAACUUUUUGAUCUCUCUCGGUGGCACAUGGAGGAAUUCUGGGUCGUUUUGUUCUCUUUCAGAGUGACAUCUUCAGCCGCGGUCAACCUGGAGUGUCUCAAUAAAGAACAGGAUGUUUCAGAAGACCCCCACAUUGCUCCUUAAUGUCACUGUUGUGGAUGACAGACAGGAAUGUGAUGUGACAAUAGGUAACACAGUGAGGGGUACAGACAAUACAGAUGGGGCUAACCUUGUCUGACUGGGCUGGUCUCUUCAGGAUCAAGAUUGGUAGCUUUAACAGGAACAUUUGUACAUUCAUAAAUCAUUUAUACAUACAAAAUAAUUUGCUUGGGAACCACCUUUUUCCAGGCCUACUAGGACCCAGAGUUUUUCUUGUUCAGGUCACUUGGUAAGGAUAAAGGAAGGGCCCUUCUUAUGAGACAUGGGUUCAUCAAAUAUGUCAUUUUAUGUUAUUGCUGAUACAGGACCUGGGUUAAUGUGAUAAUGUUUAUGUGUAUGUAUUUUCUGUGAAAAUGGUUCCUAUUCAUUUAUUUGAAUAACAACAGACUAUUAAGAUGAAGUCAGAUUGUAAAGAUGUGAAUGAUUGGCAAAAGAUUGGCAGGAGCCUCAGGCCAUGACAAUGCUCCAGGUGUGUCUGCCUGAUAAACUGAAAAUAAGCCAUCUUGGAAAACCUUCAUGUUAUUGGUCUGUUGUACAUGAAUUGCAACAGUAGGAGAAAUCCAGAAAUCCUACUGUUCUGAGGCAAUGUUAACCUGUUAAACACGAGGCCUCAUUUAUCAAUCAUGUAUAGGCACACAUCUGUGCGUAAACCAUGCGUGGGAUUAUUUCCACGCAAAGUGUGAGAUUUGUCAAUAUGACCGGUUGCUUGAGAGUGUGUAGAUUUACACACAGCCAUGACCAUGCAUAUGCACAGGGCCAAGUGGUGGAAUAAGGGAACUCCUUGUCAAGAGUAGAAUGGGGGAAAUAUAUGUUGAAAAUGUGUGAAAUUGUGAGAGUAAUAAUUAAAUACAUUUUAGAUUUCA